Messenger RNA from Talpa occidentalis (Iberian mole), 1698 nucleotides. RefSeq names its product prostaglandin E synthase 3 like (gene PTGES3L). Gene Ontology annotation, cellular component: cytosol; nucleus. The record is from RefSeq and is a predicted model, not a curated record. The transcript has 7 exons. Lineage: Eukaryota; Metazoa; Chordata; Mammalia; Eulipotyphla; Talpidae. Gene Ontology annotation, biological process: protein folding; chaperone-mediated protein complex assembly. Gene Ontology annotation, molecular function: protein-folding chaperone binding; Hsp90 protein binding. Bases 341 to 883 code for a protein of 180 amino acids.
AAUACGUUUCUAUUAAGCGCCUACUGUGAAUCAGGCGCUGAGUGUAAUAAACUUUGGAGAAACAGAGUUCCACCUUACUGCGCCUAGUAGCCUGCCCAGGUCCAGCACAUCAGUCGUCUACUGUGUGCGUUUCUGGAGACCCCGGGUAUGCGAAGGGCUUCAGGGAUUAUGCUCCCCAGAGUUCCUCCGGAGAGCGGACCCCUUGGCUUUGGGAACACGAUCCUCUUUCCCCUGAACCCUUCCCCUUGCCAUAUAAGGAGAGGCAGCUGCUGGGGACGUCCCCAGAAUCUAAAGAUAGUGGCCCUCUGACUCCUAACGCCACAGGACAGCGGGAGCCGCCAUGGCACAUCUUGCCUCUGCCACCCCUAUGAAGUCCCACCGCAACUCCUCUUCAGGCAGCAUGCCCGGACCCUCUGGUACGACAGGCCAAAGUAUGUGUUCAUGGAAUUUUGUGUCGAGGACAGCACCGAUGUCCAUGUGCUCAUCGAAGACCACCGCAUUGUGUUCAGAGUCUCCUCAGCUGUCUUAUUUCAUCAGCUGCAAGAAUGCCGAUGGGGUGGAAUUGUACAAUGAGAUUGAGUUCUAUGCCAAGGUGAACUGCAAGGACUCCCAGGAUAAGCGCUCUAGCCGCUCCAUUACUUGCUUUGUGAGGAAAUGGAAGGAAAAGGUGGCCUGGCCCCGGCUCACCAAAGAGGAUUACAAGCCAGUGUGGUUGAAUGUGGACUUUGAUAAUUGGAGAGACUGGGAAGGAGAUGAAGAGAUGGAGCUUGCUCAGGUGGAACAUUAUGCAGAGCUUUUGCAGAAGGUCAGCACUAAGAAAACUCCCCCUGCCAUGGAUGACCUGGAUGAUGAUUCUGACAGUGCUGAAGCAACAAGCAGUUAAUUUUCUGUGACAGCGGAGAUGGGAAGGAAGCUGUGGCUCUGUUCCAGGCUCCAUGAAAAGCUAUGGCCUGAGUCUUUGGCAGCUCUUUGGCUGUGCACCAGGGUCCUCUGAACUUUCCUAGAAGCUCUGUGUUCAGGGUCCUCCUUCAUGAUUUAUUUCUUCUUCCUAAGCACUUGACUAUGUCUGCUGCAUCAGAUGACAGCAUAGGAGAGGAGUAAACUGGUAGGUGCUGACUCCCUCCCUACUGGCUGUAAGCUCUGUGUUUGAGCCCCUCAGCAGGGCUCUCUGUAGUAUUUAAGCAUGCGUGUGGACCUGAUCGAGCAAAAGCCAAAGAAGCAACCUAUUGAUUAUAAUAAAUCUCUGGGAACUGUUCUCUGUCUCUUUCCUUCUUACAGAUAGAUAAGGCAAGUUAUAGGAGGCAAGUUUCUUCUUUCUCUAGAGUUCCUUUGAAGGGGAAGGCUGGGUGGUUAUCAGAGAUCUGGGUCCUCGUUCUUGAGGUUGGAAGAAGACAAACAUUGGGAGCAGGCUUUGUAACCAUGCUGGGUGAUUUCCCCAAAUCUGUGUUCCUAUUUCUCACAGCAGAAUCUAGACCUUCACUAUAUGGCUAAUAACUGCAUCUUUAUAAACACUAGAAAACUACCUCAGCUUCCUGCUCUAUGCACUUUUAAAGCUUAUUGUUAUAUAGCUUAAUACUUAUGUCUGUUUACUCUUCCAUUCAUCAGCUAUCCCAUUCCUCCACAUACAUUUUUAAAGUGCCCAAUAUGUACAAGAGACUAUGACUUAAACAAAAUGCAAUACUUGAAGUUUGCCCUUGA